Cyanidioschyzon merolae strain 10D is the source of this 477-nucleotide messenger RNA. RefSeq names its product 40S ribosomal protein S11. Gene Ontology annotation, cellular component: cytosolic small ribosomal subunit; ribosome. NCBI's taxonomy places the organism in Eukaryota, Rhodophyta, Bangiophyceae, Cyanidiales, Cyanidiaceae. The coding region runs from base 1 to 477 and encodes 158 amino acids. The transcript has a single exon. Gene Ontology annotation, biological process: translation. Gene Ontology annotation, molecular function: structural constituent of ribosome. The record is from RefSeq and is a predicted model, not a curated record.
AUGACCGAGGUGCAGACAGAGCGUGCGUUCCAGAAGCAGGAGGCGGUGUCGUUGAAUGGGCCGGCAGUGAGAUUCCAUGGUGCCCGGAAGCGCUGGUACAAGUCUAUCGGGCUCGGGAUCAAGAUCCCGCGCGAAGCCAUCGAAGGCACGUAUAUCGACAAAAAGUGCCCCUUCACGAGCAACGUGAGCAUCCGUGGCCGUAUUCUUCGUGGCGUAGUUGUGAGUACUAAAAUGACGCGCACAGUCAUUGUGCGACGGGACUAUUUACACUGGGUGGCCAAGUACCGGCGGUACGAGCGCCGGCACCGCAACAUUCCGUGCCAUGCCGCGCCCUGCUUUCGGUUACAAGAGGGAGACAUUGUUACCAUUGGCCAGUGUCGACCUCUGAGUAAAACUGUGCGCUUUAACGUUAUCCGAGUUGAUCGAUCUGCUGGCGGAAAAGACAGGACUGGCAAGAAGAUGUUCACGGGUCUAUAA